Symbiodinium natans is the source of this 1956-nucleotide messenger RNA. NCBI's taxonomy places the organism in Eukaryota, Dinophyceae, Suessiales, Symbiodiniaceae. The record is from the annotation of a GenBank genome assembly.
AUGAUUAAGGUGGACUUCCCGCAGAUCACCGAGAUUUGUGAACUGCUGGCGGCGAAGCCGCAGGAGGCGCCAGAAGCAGUGAAGCUGCUGGUGAGCGCCCUCCGGGACAAGGACGCUCCAGUUCGCAAGAAGCUGAAGGCCCUCACGAUCACGAAUGAGAUGCUCUACGACGAGCGAGCCGUCCUGUGCUUUCGGGAGGCCCCUUCGCUGCCGGCCGCGCUCGCCACAUUGCGGGUGCUGCAGGAUUCCGGCUUGAGCGAGUAUGUGGAUGAGAACAUCCGCAUGCUGGCAACUGAGAUUGACAAGGUGUGCUUCUCGGAAGCAGGGGGCGCACCAGGUCACGCCAGUCGCCUGCGGGGGUUGGGGUCUGCCUUGCGGAACAACCUCGAGGCUGUGUCGGACAAGUUCCGGCGGCCUGCCGUCGACGAGGGCGGCAAGCCAAUUCCAGAGAACACGUUCUUCUUCGAUGAGCGCCAUCAGCGUUGGCGACAGCGAGGUGUUCCUGACGGCUUGGAUGACGCAGCCCCGGCACCUUCUCCAGGCGCUCCGGCGGCGCCCACGGGCACGGGUUCUUCAGCCCCAGCAGCGGCAGCCAAGGAGUCGGUCUCAAGUCAGCCCAGCGCCAGCGCGCCGUUCGCCGCUCCGGCGCCUCCGCCGGGCGUGCCGGCGGCCCCUUUCCAAGAGACAGGGGCCGCCAGCCAGCCCACCUUCCCAGGCACGAGUGCGAUGUUCGCGGCGACGGCACCCGUCGCCGAGCCCUGUUCGGGCGACAGCCAGUCGAGCACGAGUGCACCCUUCGCUGCCCCGCCAGCUGCGGCUGCGGUCCCGUUUGGCGCUGGUGGAAGCCAGCCGAGCGCAAGCGGCCUCUUUGCGGCCUCUGCGGCCCCUGCGGCCCCUUGGGCCCCUGCGGCCACUGCGCCAGGGCCAUCGCCCGCUGAGCCCUUCAACAGCCCACCGAGCGCCACGUCGCCCUUUGGGGCGCCGGCCGGCCCCAGCGAGCCUGUCGAGGAGCCCUUCAGCAGCCCACCUAGCGCCACGUCGCCCUUUGGGGCGCCGGCCGGCCCCAGCAAGCCUGUAGAGGCAGCCGAGGUAUUGAACAAGCCGUUCAGCGACGGUCCGGCAACCUCUCAAGCAGGUGUGGGCAUGCCUGGCGCGGCGCCGGCGCCUUCAGCAGCGCCAUCCUCGGCGAGUCAGCCCAGUCGGAAGCAGCCAGAGCCAAGCGAGGCGGAGAAGUUCCUCCUGCAGUUUGCGAAGCGCCCGAAGCAAGCGGCCUCGGCACAAGGCACCGCUCCUGUGGCGGCCACCACGGCUUCGCCGUCCCCCUUCGAGCUUAGCGCGAAAGCGGAUCCCCCCAGUGCAAGUGCUGCAGAGGCAGCGCCGGCGGCUUGUCCCAAUGGCGGCCCUGCACCCUGGGACGCUCCAGGCCCUCAACCUGGCCCGCCAGAGCCACCGCUGCUGCCGGCAGCUCCGAAGGACCAGCCAAAUGGCGCCUCAGGCCCGGCCGCGGCAUCGCCAGGCACUGGCGCUGCGGGGGCCCCUCUUGCCCCGGUGGGGGUGCCCCUGCCGCCCGCUGGUCUCAUGGGCCCUCCACCAGGCACUGGCGCUGCGGGGGUCUCUCUUGCUCCGGUGGGGGUGCCCCUGCCCGCUGGUCUUAUGGGCCCUCCGCCAGGCCCUAGCGCACCCUUCCCGGCGGCCAACGGGCCAAGUGCAAGCGCUGGCCCAAGUCCGCUCGGCUCAUGGCCAGGCUCCAGCGCUCCGGCCGCCACACAGCCCAUCGACUUGUCGGCUUCUUUCGGUGGCGCCGCGGAAGAUUUCUUCAUUGCAGGCGCCGAGCCCAGCAAGCCUGCAGCCUCUCCGACGGUGGUCGAGGCGCCGACUGCCAAGGGCGCAUCACCGUUUGCGGCACCGCCGCCGGCCUCUGGCAAGUCGGAAGGAGUGGCUGCGCUCUUCGACUGA